Ficedula albicollis (Collared flycatcher) is the source of this 2005-nucleotide messenger RNA. RefSeq names its product activin A receptor like type 1 (gene ACVRL1). Gene Ontology annotation, cellular component: plasma membrane; BMP receptor complex. The transcript has 10 exons. Gene Ontology annotation, molecular function: SMAD binding; ATP binding; transforming growth factor beta receptor activity, type I. Lineage: Eukaryota; Metazoa; Chordata; Aves; Passeriformes; Muscicapidae. Gene Ontology annotation, biological process: protein phosphorylation; dorsal/ventral pattern formation; BMP signaling pathway. The record is from RefSeq and is a predicted model, not a curated record. Bases 430 to 1911 code for a protein of 493 amino acids.
GGUGAGCGGGAGGAAGGGAGGCUGGUCGUGGCUGUGUGCUCAGCAAUAGGAAAUGCUUUAUUAGCUGGGAGUGGUGGAGAGAAGCCAGGCAGGAAGAGGCAGUAAUAAGAAACAUUUUUUUGACUUCUCCCACAUCCAGACCACAGAGCAGCUGCCAAGCGGCCGCGUUGGACAACGGGGUGGGCGAGCUGAGCCCCUGCAGCCAGGCCAGAGAGGGUGACAACCCCACAGGGGGACAGCCACUGCCGUGGGAGCCCCCAGGGGGGCAGGAUGGGUGGUGGGAGGGGAGCAGAUCCAUGAAGAUCCUCGGAGUUGGGGCUCGGGGCACGGAGAGAAGCUGCCCCGGAUCCAAGAGCGGGACUGUGGCCGGGAGAGCCUCGCCAGGGCCGGGCAGUGCCGAGGGCUCCUGCAGGACCUGGAUGCUGUAGGAUGAUGCCCUGUGCAGCCUCUGGCCGGGUGCUGCUGGCGCUGCUGACCCUGUCCCUCGGCUGCGCCGCCGAGGAGUUGCUGUGCGCCUGCGAUGUGCCCCACUGCAGCCAGCCCAACUGCACGGGCAAGGUGUGCUUCGUCAGCAAGAGGAGGGAGGAGGGCGCCAUCACCCAGCACCGGGGCUGCUUCUCGCAGAACAUCCUGGAGCACUGCCACACGCCCGUGACGGAGCAGUACGGCAUGAGGUGCUGCCGCUUCCACAUGUGCAACGCCCAGCUGGAGAUCUUCCUGCAAGGAGAAGAUGCCCUGGUAAAGACGCCUUCCCUGCCCAACCUCCUCCUGAUGAUCUUCGUCCCGCUGCUCUCCCUCCUCGUCCUCGUGGCGCUCACGGCGCUCUUCUGCUGGAAGCUGGCGCAGCACCGCCACAAGCACAGUGACUUUGGUGACACAGACCUCAUGCUGAAGGCAUCCAUGGUGGGAGACAGCACCUUAGAGGACCUGCUGAGCGAUGACUGCACGACGGGCAGCGGCUCUGGGCUGCCUUUCCUGGUGCAGAGGACGGUGGCUCGGCAGAUCACCCUCAUGGAGUGCGUGGGUAAAGGACGCUAUGGAGAGGUGUGGCGAGGCGUGUGGCACGGGGAGAGCGUGGCCGUGAAGAUCUUCUCCUCCCGGGACGAGCAGUCGUGGUUCCGCGAGACAGAGAUCUACAACACCGUCCUCCUCCGGCACGACAACAUCCUGGGUUUCAUCGCCUCUGACAUGACAUCCAGGAACUCCAGCACGCAGCUGUGGCUCAUCACCCACUACCACGAGAACGGUUCUCUCUACGACUACCUGCAGAGGACGGCCCUGGAUGUGGAGACCUGCCUGGGCUUGGCCUCCUCCAUCAUCUGUGGCCUCGUCCACCUCCACGUGGAGAUUUUUGGCACGCAAGGCAAACCUGCCAUCGCCCACCGCGACCUGAAAAGCAGGAACAUCCUGGUGAAAAGCAACCGGCAGUGCUGCAUCGCAGACCUGGGGCUGGCAGUCAUGCACUCCCAGGGCAGCGACUACCUGGACAUCGGCAACAACCCCCGGGUGGGCACCAAGCGCUACAUGGCCCCGGAGGUGCUGAGCGAGCAGAUCCGCACCGACUGCUUCGAGUCCUACAAGAAGACGGACAUCUGGGCGUACGGGCUGGUGCUCUGGGAGAUCACCCGGCGGACGGUGGUGAAUGGCAUCGUGGAAGAGUAUCGGCCGCCCUUCUUCGACGCCGUGCCCAGCGACCCCAGCUUCGAGGACAUGAAGAAGGUGGUGUGCGUGGACCAGCAGACCCCCGUGAUCCCCAACCGCCUCUUCUCCGACUCGGUUCUGUCGGCACUGGCGAAGAUCAUGAAGGAGUGCUGGUACCAGAGCCCCUCGGCUCGUCUCACCGCCCUGCGCAUUAAAAAGACCUUGAAGAAGCUGAACAAUUCCGUAGAGAAGCCAAAACCGGAGCAGUGAGCGCCGGGAACCGGACACCGGAGCCACUGACGGGCUGCACGGGGGACGGGAUGGCUCCGGUCACAGGGGGGUUUGCUCACAGCUCCUGCCUCUC